Paramecium tetraurelia is the source of this 3339-nucleotide messenger RNA. RefSeq lists its product as uncharacterized. The record is from RefSeq and is a predicted model, not a curated record. Gene Ontology annotation, molecular function: ATP binding; ATP hydrolysis activity; P-type calcium transporter activity. Gene Ontology annotation, cellular component: intracellular membrane-bounded organelle; membrane. The transcript is spliced from 6 exons. Lineage: Eukaryota; Ciliophora; Oligohymenophorea; Peniculida; Parameciidae.
AUGGAAGAAUAGAGAUUUUAGAUUUCGUAUCCCCAAAUGUAAAGUAUGUUUGACACAGCCAAUUUAUCAUCUGGGUAAUCAGCUGAAAUUUUACAUCAACUUGGGGAUGUUGAAUCAAUAAUGGUCAAAUUAGAAACCGAUUCCAAAAAUGGCAUAGCAGAAGUCGAAGGAAGACAAGAACAAUUUGGAAGCAAUCGUUUAGAGCCUCCCAAAUUGUCCCCCUUCUACAAGUGCAUGUACAAAUAAACAAAAGACUUCUGCAUCCGAAUUCUGGCAUUCGCUACAGUAAUCAUGUUCAUGAUGGCUUUCUUCUCUGAAGAGCCAUUUGAACAAAUAGUACAAGCAUUUUCCAUACUCAUCGCCAUCUGUGCCGUCGUAAUCAUUGGAGCCAUGACCGAUUACAGGAAGGAAAAAUAAUUUAGAUAAUUAUAUUUGGAAUAAGAAGAACAACAAAAAAAACUGUUUUAAGUAGUUCGAAAUGGAAACGUGAAUUAAAUGAACCAUCUUGACUUGUUGGUGGGUGACAUUAUCACAAUCAAACCAGGUGAUAAUAUCACUGUCGAUGGACUACUACUCGAAGGCACGGAAACAGUAGAGGUAGAUGAAAGUAUGAUUUCAGGACUAACUGAUACAAUCUCCAAACAACCAAUAUCAAAAGGAUUAAACUGUUUCAUCCGAGGAGGCAGCAACAUAUUUGAAGGCACAGCCAAAGUUGUCGUUCUAGCAGUGGGUUCAUCUACAUACUCCAACAGAAUGAAACACGAUAAUCAAUAAAAAGAAGAAGGAGAAGAAGAACUGAUACACGAUGAAAGAUCACCAUUGGCUAAGGCUCUUGAAACCUUGGCCAAAUUCUUGGUUUUCAUAGGUUGCAUGAGUGCUUUAGCCAUGUUUAUUGUCCUAGAAUUGUACAUGGUUAGAGAAUUGAAUGAAUUACAAGAGAAAAUAUUCUCAUAAUUUGCUCUUAAGAAAGUACUAUCCGAUUUCAUUGAUGCCUUCUUAAUUAUUGUCCUAUCCAUUCCUGAAGGAUUACCUCUUAUUGUCACUUUGUCCUUGGCUUUUUCAAUAGCUAAACUCAGAUAACAUGAUAUUGUCAUCAGAAAUUUACAUGUUUGUUAAGUUUUAGGCGGAGUCGACACUUUAUGUUUUGACAAGACAGGCACUUUAACCUAUAACAAUCUAAAAGUCAGCAAUCUCCAUGUCGCUAAUGAAGAAAGAGUAAACAAUAUUCCACCUCAUGAUCCACUAUUUAGAAUUUUAUCAGAAGCCAUACUGUCUACUAAUUCAGCCUUUCUACCAGAUGAGAUUGCAAAAUAAUUGAGAUUCAAUGAGCAAUUAGAUCUGAAUUCAAAUACAAAUAAGAAGACAUAAGAGCAUGCGAAGAUGCUGUAAUCAGUUAAUGAUGCCAGCAAAAAGAGUGAUUGGAGUGGAAAUAGAUUGGAUGUUGCGUUAAUUGAUUACUUGGAGGUUAAGUUGAGAAGAGAGUUUGUGGUUGAAUAUUUACAAGACCUUAAGAAUCAAAUUAGAAAGACUAUUCCACUUAAUAAUUAUGGUUUCCAUGCUGAAAUUCUUCAAGUAAGAGGUGACAAAUACAGAAUAGUUUUGAAAGGGAAAGCCAAAGAUAUCAUUGAGAAAUGCAAUCAACUCAAUAUAUCGAUUCCUGACAAUUAAAACUUCUAGAUCUAUGAACCAGGAAAUUUCACAAUUUAAUAUUGCGCUUAUUCUAAUAUGACAACUGAAUGUGCAGAACUAGAAAAAAAUGCUGUAUUGAAUUACAAUUCUUAAUCCUUAAAGACCAUCUCUUUUGCUUACAAGGAUGUCUAAAUACCAAAUCUUAUUGAGUAAGAUUGGUAACAAUUGCUUACAUAAAACAAUUUCACAUAUAUUGGUACUAUUGCUAUGAGAGAUGACAUAAGGUAGGAAGCAAAAAGAUUGGAUAGUGCCUUAAAGAUGGGAAAUAUGAGUGUGAUGAUCUUAACAGGAGACACAAGAGUUAACACUGUUAAUGUGGCUAAUUGUGAUUAGGCAGAUGCUGAAAUUCAAAGAACUAGUGAACAUCUACCCAAAUCAUCUUAAUUGGUUAAUCAACAAGAGAUUGUAAUUGAUCCUUCAACAGGUGAGGAAUAGAAGAGUGCUCAAAUUAUUUCAUCAAUAAUUGAGUGUCCAAAAGAUGAAGUUUAACCUUUGUUAUCGAAUGAUUAUGAGAGUUAAUACAUGAAACAGCACUCAUUCAGCAAUCUAUUGAUUUUGAACUUUUAAGAGUACGUGAUUAGAAUUAGAAAGAUAUUGAAGGAGUCCAAUAUUUAUUAUACUCAUUAAGAAGUGAACGAAAGAAAUAUAGUAUCUAAAAUACCAGAAAUAUAGAAUGACACUUUAGCAUGCGAUAAAGUAUCAAAGUUGAAUAACUAAUUACAGAUCUUGGCAGAUUUAAAUCAACAUUAGAAACACCAGUUCUUGGAGGUAUAUUCAAACAUCAACCAAUCUACCAUUGGAUAUAUUGGAGAUGGUAAUAAUGAUGCCAUAGCAUUGUAAACCGCUUCAGUGGGUAUCACUUUGGGCAAAACAGCCACCAAUAUAGCAAGGGAAUGCAGUGGGAUUAUCUUAAUGAAUGACAAAUUGGAUGGCAUUGAACUAUGUAUGAAAUACGGCAGAAACAUCUUUUUGAAUAUCAAAAGAUUCAUCUACUUCCAAUUGAGUUUCUUUUUAAAUUCAAUUGCUAUCAUGUUGACAUCCUCCAUCGUAUUGAAACAAUAACCAUACACAGUAUUGGAAGUCAUUUGGUUGAGUUUAGUUCAAGACAUCUUUUCUGCAGUUGCUUUGAGCACAGAAGUACCCUAAGACGAUAUCUUAAAGAGAACGAAACCAGCCAAAAGAGGAGAAAACAUCAUUGAUAAGUUCUUGUUGCAGAUGACUUGCACUCAAGCAGCCUUUUAAUAUUUGGCAACCCUAAUUGUGUUGUUUUUGACUCCAUCCAUUUUCGGAAUUGAACCAUCAUACAAACAUGAUUUACAUGCUCUUGGAGCUGAAUUCAUACCAGAGUUUGCUAUUCAUUACACUUUGGUGUAUCAUUUGACUGCUAUGUUCUAAAUUGUGAAUUUGGUAUGCAGUCGAAGAAUUGGACAACACGAAUACAAUGUUUUUGAUGGAAUCCACAAAAACAAGCCAUUCACAAUUAUGAUCGUGGGUCUACUGAUAAUUCAGUAGGUCAUCAUUUAUGCAGGAGGUAAGUAUUUCAAAACUGCUUAAUUGACUAUUUGGUAAAAUAUGUUCUGCCUCUGUUUAUCCUUCGGAGCCUUGCUCGUAUUUUGGUUGUCUAAAUAUUUAUAUUCAAUCAGGAAAUGA